This is a messenger RNA of Emys orbicularis (European pond turtle), 10701 nucleotides long. RefSeq lists its product as uncharacterized. Gene Ontology annotation, cellular component: plasma membrane. Gene Ontology annotation, biological process: zymogen activation. NCBI's taxonomy places the organism in Eukaryota, Metazoa, Chordata, Testudines, Emydidae. The record is from RefSeq and is a predicted model, not a curated record. Gene Ontology annotation, molecular function: serine-type endopeptidase activity.
CCCCUGGCCACGCUGCCCCACAAGGCGUGUGCUGUGAACAUGGGGUUUCCCGGGUGCCUCCUGCUCCCAGCUGGGCACCCCCUUGACAGGAGCUCAGCUGCCUGCGCUGGAGCCGGGACCACAAGGAUCCUCAUCAUCCUGGCCUGGUUUUGGGCUUCUAUGACAGGACUCCCCAUGGCAGACUCAGGCAUCCCAGAACUAACUCAGCUCCGACUGGUGAACGGCCCGAGUCGCUGCGCUGGGAGAGUCGAGGUGCUUCACAACCAGCAGUGGGGAACCGUGUGUGAUGACAACUGGGAUUUAACUGAGGCCAGAGUCGUGUGCAGGCAGCUGGGCUGUGGGACGGCGUUAUCAGCCCCACGUGGCUCUCGGUUUGGACAGGGAACUGACCGUAUCUGGCUGGAUGAGGUAAACUGCACAGGGACAGAAGCCGCCCUCUCCGAAUGCAGGGCUAGGCCUUGGGGAGUGCAUGACUGUAACCACGUAGAAGAUGCUGGUGUUAAGUGCUCAGACUCGAUUAUUCCAGACCCAGGUCCUCUCCAACUGGUGAACGGCCCCAAUCGCUGCGCUGGGAGAGUCGAGGUGCUUCAUAACCAUCAGUGGGGAACUGUGUGUGAUGAUGGCUGGGACUUAACUGAUGCUGGAGUCGUGUGCAGGCAGCUGGGCUGUGGGACGGCGUUAUCAGCCCCAGGCGGGGCUCACUUUGGGAGAAGUUCUGACACUAUCUGGCUGGAUGAGGUUAACUGCACGGGGACAGAAGCUGCCCUCACCGAAUGCAGGGCUCGGCCUUGGGGAGACAAUAACUGUCACCACAGAGAAGAUGCCGGUGUUGUGUGCUCAGACUCAGGCAUUUCAGAAGUGGCUCAACUCCGACUUGUGAACGGCCCAAGUCGCUGCGCUGGGAGAGUCGAGGUGCUUCACAACCAGCAGUGGGGAACCAUGUGUGAUGACAACUGGGAUUUAACUGAGGCCAGCGUCGUGUGCAGGCAGCUGGGCUGUGGGACGGCGUUAUCAGCCCCACGCGGGUCUCGGUUUGGACAGGGAACUGACCGUAUCUGGCUGGAUGAGGUAAACUGCACAGGGACAGAAGCUGCCCUCUCCGAUUGCAGGGCUCGGCCUUGGGGAGAGCAUAACUGUAACCAUGUAGAAGAUGCUGGUGUUGUGUGCUCAGACUUCGUCAUUCCAGACCCAGGUCCUCUCCAGCUGGUGAACGGCCCCAAUCGCUGCGCUGGGAGAGUCGAGGUGCUUCACAACCAUCAGUGGGGAACCGUGUGUGAUGAUGGCUGGAACUUAACUGAUGCUGGAGUCGUGUGCAGGCAGCUGGGCUGUGGGACGGCGUUAUCAGCCCUAGGGGGGGCUCACUUUGGGAGAGGAUCUGACACCAUCUGGCUGGACGACAUUAACUGUACAGGGACAGAAGCUACCCUCACAGAAUGCAGGGCUCAGCCUUGGGGAAACAAUAACUGUCACCACGGAGAAGAUGCCGGUGUUGUUUGCUCAGACUCAGCCCUUCCACACCUGGCUGAGGUGCGACUGGUGAACAGCCCAAGUCGCUGCGCUGGGAGAGUCGAGGUGCUUCAUAACCAGCAGUGGGGAACCGUGUGUGAUGACAGCUGGAACAUAACCGAUGCCGGAGUCGUGUGCAGGCAGCUGGGCUGUGGCACAGCGUUAUCAGCCCCAGGAGGGGGUCGAUUUGGACAAGGAUCUGGGCCAAUUUGGCUGGAUGAGGUUAACUGCACAGGGACCGAAGCUGCCCUCUCCGAAUGCAGGGCUCUGCCUUGGGGGAACCAUAACUGUCACCACAGAGAAGAUGCCGGUGUUGUGUGCUCAGACUCUGGCAUCUCAGAAGUAACUCAGCUCCGACUGGUGAACGGCCCAAGUCGCUGUGCUGGGAGGGUCGAGGUGCUUCACAACCAGCAGUGGGGAACCGUGUGUGAUGACAGCUGGGACAUAAUUGAUGCUGGAGUCGUGUGCAGGCAGCUGGGCUGCGGGACGGCGUUAUCAGCCCCAGGAGGGGGUCGAUUUGGGCGAGGAACUGACCGUAUCUGGCUGGACGAUGUUCAGUGCAAAGGGACAGAAACUGGCCUUUCCGAAUGCAGGGCUCGGCCUUGGGGAGACAAUAACUGUCACCAUGGAGAAGAUGCUGGUGUUAUUUGCGCAGACUCCGGCAUCUCCGAAGUGACUCAGCUGCGGCUGGUGAAUGGUUCGAGUCGCUGCGCUGGGAGAGUCGAGGUGUUUCAUAACAAGAAGUGGGGAACUGUGUGCAAUGACAGCUGGGACCUACAGGAUGCCACAGUCGUGUGCAGGCAGCUGGGCUGUGGGACGGCGUUAUCAGCCCCUGCCGGAGCUCACUUUGGGCCAGGAUCUGACCAUAUCUGGCUGGAUACUGUCAACUGCACAGGGACAGAAGCUGCCCUCUCCCAGUGCAGGGCUAAGCCUUGGGGAGACAGUAAUUGUACCCAUGAAGAAGAUGCCGGUGUUGUGUGCUCAGAGCAGACUUCGCUCCGACUGGUGAACGGCCCGAGUCGCUGCGCUGGGAGGGUCGAGGUGCUUCACAACCAGAAGUGGGGGACCGUGUGUGAUGAUGACUGGGACCUACAGGAUGCCGGAGUUGUGUGCAGGCAGCUGGGCUGUGGGACGGCGUUAUCAGCCCCAGGCGCGGCUCACUUUGGGCGAGGAUCUGACCCCAUCUGGCUGGAUGACGUUCACUGCACAGGGACAGAAGCUGCCCUCUCCCAAUGCAGGGCUCGGCCUUGGGGAGAGUAUAACUGUCACCACGGAGAAGAUGCCGGUGUUGUGUGCUCAGACUCAGGCAUUUCAGAGCAGCCUCAGCUUCGACUGGUGAACGGCCCAAGUCGCUGCGCUGGGAGAGUCGAGGUGCUUCACAACCAGCUGUGGGGAACCGUGUGUGAUGACAGCUGGGAUUUAACUGAGGCCAGAGUUGUGUGCAGGCAGCUGGGCUGUGGGACGGCGUUAUCAGCCCCAGGGGGGGCUCGAUUUGGAGGAGGCUCUGAUCCCAUCUGGCUGGAUAACGUUCACUGCACAGGGACAGAAGCUGCCCUCUCCAAUUGCAGGGCUCGGCCUUGGGGAAUCCAUAACUGUAACCACGGAGAAGAUGCCGGUGUUGUGUGCUCAGCCAUUCCAGAGCAGGCUCCAAUCCGACUGGCUAAUGGUUCUAGUCUCUGCGCUGGGAGAGUCGAGGUGUUUCACAACCAGCAGUGGGGAACCGUGUGUGAUGACAGCUGGGACAUAACUGAUGCUGGAGUCGUGUGCAGGCAGCUGGGCUGUGGGACGGUGUUAUCAGCCCCUGGGAGAGCUCAGUUUGGGCGAGGAUCUGACCAUAUCUGGCUGGAUGAUGUUCACUGCACAGGGACAGAAGCUGCCCUCUCCCAAUGCAGGGCUCGGCCUUGGGGAGACAAUAACUGUCACCAUGGAGAAGAUGCUGGUGUCGAGUGCUCAGGCUCAGGCAUCUCAGAAGUGGCUCCGCUCCGACUGGUGAACGGCCCAAGUCGUUGCUCUGGGAGAGUCGAGGUGCUUCACAACCAGCUGUGGGGAACCGUGUGUGAUGGCAGCUGGGACUUGUCCGAGGCUGAAGUCGUGUGCAGGCAGCUGGGCUGUGGGACGGCGUUAUCAGCGCCACGUGGGGCUCACUUUGGACAAGGAUCUGACCGUGUGUGGCUGGAUGAGGUUCAGUGCACAGGGGCAGAAGCUGCCCUCACCAAAUGCAAGUCUAAGCCUUGGGGAGAGCAUGGCUGUAACCCCGGAGAAGAUGCCAGUGUUGUGUGCUCAGACUCAGGCAUCCGAGAACUAACUCAGCUCCGACUGGUGAAUGGCCCAAGUCGCUGUGCUGGGAGAGUCGAGGUGAUUCACAAUCAGCAGUGGGGAACCGUGUGUGAUGACAACUGGGAUUUAAAUGAGGCCAGAGUUGUGUGCUGGCAGCUGGGCUGUGGGACGGCAUUAUCAGCCCCACGUGGGUCUCGGUUUGGACAGGGAACUGACCGUAUCUGGCUGGAUGAGGUUAACUGCACAGGGAUAGAAGCUGCCCUCUCCGAUUGCAGGGCUCGGCCUUGAGGAGAGCAUAACUGUAACCAUGUGGAAGAUGCCGGUGUUGAGUGCUUAGACUCAGGAAUUUCGGAAGUGGCUCAGCUCCAACUGGUGAACGGCCCAAGUCGCUGCGCUGGGAGAGUCGAGGUGCUUCACAACCAGCAGUGGGGAUCCGUGUGUCAUGACAGCUGGGACAUAACUGAUGCCAGAGUCGUGUGCAGGCAGCUGGGCUGUGGGAUGCCAUUAUCAGCCCCAGGAGGGACUCGAUUUGGGCGAGGAUCUGACCGUAUCUGGCUGGACAAGGUUCAGUGCAAAGGGACAGAAACUGCCCUUUCCGAAUGCAGGGCUCGGCCUUGGGGAGACAAUAGCUGUCACCAUGGAGAAGAUGCUGGUGUUGUUUGCGCAGACGCUGGCAUCUCAGAAGUGGCUCAGCUCCGACCGGUGAAUGGUCCGAGUCGUUGCGCUGGGAGGGUCGAGGUGCUUCGCAACCAGCAGUGAGGAACCGUGUGUGAUGACAGCUGGGACCUACAGGAUGCUGUAGUCGUGUGCAGGCAGCUGGGCUGUGGGACGGCGUUAUCAACCCCCGCCGAGGCUCACUUUGGGCCAGGAUCUGACCCUAUCUGGUUGCUUAAUGUCAACUGCACAGGGACAGAAGCUGCCCUCUCCAAUUGCAGGGCUCGGCCUUGGGGAGAUAGUAACUGUACCCACAAAGAUGCCGCUGUUGUGUGCUCAGACUCAGGAAUUUCGGAAGUGUCUCAGCUCCGUCUGGUGAACGGCCCGAGUCGCUGCGCUGGGAGAGUCGAGGUGCUUCACAACCAGCAGUGGGGAACCGUGUGCGAUGACAGCUGGGACUUACAGGAUGCUGGAGUCGUGUGCAGGCAACUGGGCUGUGGGACGGCGUUAUCAGCCCCAGCAGGGGCUCGAUUUGGGCGAGGAUCAGACCGUAUCUGGCUGGAUGACGUUCACUGCACAGGGACAGAAGCUGCCCUCACCGUAUGCAGGGCUCUGUCUUGGGGAGACAAUAACUGUAACCACGGAGAAGAUGCCGGUGUUGUGUGCUCAGACUCUGGCAUCUCAAAACUGGCUCGGCUCUGAUUGGUGAAUGGUUCGAGUCGCUGCACUGGGAGAGUCGAGGUGUUUCACAACCAGCAGUGGGGAACCGUGUGUGAUGACAACUGGGACUUACGGGAUGCCGGAGUCAUGUGCAGGCAGCUGGACUGUGGAAUGGCGUUAUCAGCCCCAGGAGGGGCUCAAUUUGGGCAAGGAUCAGACCAUAUUUGGCUGGAUGACGUCAACUGAACAGGGACAGAAGUUGCCCUCUCCGAUUGCAGGGCUCAGCCUUGGGGAGACAAAAACUGUAACCACGGCGAAGAAGCUGGUGUUGUGUGCUCAGACUCAGCCAUUCCAGAGCAGACUCCGCUCCGACUGGUGAACUGUCCAAGUCGCUGCGCUGGGAGGGUCGAGGUGCUUCACAUCCAGCUGUGAGGAACUGUGUGUGACGACAGCUGGGAUUUAACUGAUACUAGAAUGGUGUGCAGGCAGCUGGGCUGUGGGACUGCGUUAUCAGCCCCUGGAAGAGCUCAGUUUGGGCAAGGAUAUGGCCCUAUCUGGCUGGACAACGUUCACUGCACAGGGACAGAAGCUGCCCUCUCCGAAUGCAGGGCUCGGCCUUGUGGAGACAAUCACUGUCACCACGGAGAAGAUGCCGGUGCUGUGUGCUCAGGCUCAGGCAUCUCAGAAGUGGCUCCGCUCCAACUGGUGAACGGCCCAAGUCGCUGCGCUGGGAGAGUCGAGGUGCUUCAUAACCAGCAGUGGGGAACCGUGUGUGAUGGCAGCUGGGACUUGUCCGAGGCUGAAGUCGUGUGAAGGCAGCUGGGCUGUGGGACGGCGUUAUCAGCACCACGUGGGGCUCACUUUGGACAAGGAUCUGACCGUGUGUGGCUGGAUGAGGUUCAGUGCACAGGGGCAGAAGCUGCCCUCACCAAAUGCAAGGCUAAGCCUUGGGGAGAGCAUGGCUGUAACCCCGGAGAAGUUGCCAGUGUUGUGUGCUCAGAUCAGGGCCAGCUGAGGCUGCGGCUGACGAGUGGCCCAAGCCCCUGCUCCGGGCGAGUGGAGGUGCUGAUUAACGACACCUGGGGUGCCGUGUGUGACGCCGGCUGGGGCCUGCCGGAGGCGGGAGUGGUGUGCAAGCAGCUGGGCUGCAGCGCGGUGCUGUCAGCCCCGGGAGUUGCUCAGUUCGGCCACGGGGCCGGCGACGUCUGGCUGGAGGGUGUGAGCUGCUCGGGCCAGGAGUCUCUCAUCAGCGAGUGCCAGCUGAGGCGGCUGGGUCCCGGGCUGUGUGGCCGUGGCUCCGAGGCCAGCGUGGUGUGUGCUGGUUCCUCGGUGUCUGGAGUGACACUGAUCCGACAGGUGAACGGUUCGAGUCGCUGCACUGGGAGAGUCGAGGUGCUUCACAACCAGCAGUGGGGAACCACGUGUGAUGACAGCUGGGACUUACAGAAUGCCGGAGUCGUGGGCAGGCAGCUGGGCUGUAGGACAGCGUUAUCAGCCCUGGGUGAGGCUCACUUUGGGCAAGGAUCUGGCCCUAUCUGACUGGACAACGUUAACUGCACUGGGACAGAAAUUGUCCUCUCCAAUUGUAGGGCUUGGCCUUGGGGAGACCAUAAGUGUAGCCACAGAGAAGAUGCCGGUGUUGCGUGCUCAGACUCAGGCAUCCCAGAACUAACUCAGCUCCGACUGGUGAACGGCCCGAGUCGCUGCGCUGGGAGAGUCGAGGUGCUUCACAACCAGCAGUGGGGAACCGUGUGUGAUGACAACUGGGAUUUAACUGAGGCCAGAGUCGUGUGCAGGCAGCUGGGCUGUGGGACGGCAUUAUCAGCCCCACGUGGGUCUCGGUUUGGACAGGGAACUGACCGUAUCUGGCUGGAUGAGGUAAACUGCACAGGGACAGAAGCCGCCCUCUCCGAAUGCAGGGCUCGGCCUUGGGGAGUGCAUGACUGUAACCACGUAGAAGAUGCUGGUGUUAAGUGCUCAGACUCGAUUAUUCCAGACCCAGGUCCUCUCCAACUGGUGAACGGCCCCAAUCGCUGCGCUGGGAGAGUCGAGGUGCUUCAUAACCAUCAGUGGGGAACUGUGUGUGAUGAUGGCUGGGACUUAAAUGAUGCUGGAGUCGUGUGCAGGCAGCUAGGCUGUGGGACGGCGUUAUCAGCCCCAGGCGGGGCUCACUUUGGGAGAAGUUCUGACAUUAUCUGGCUGGAUGAGGUUAACUGCACAGGGACAGAAGCUGCCCUCACCGAAUGCAGGGCUCGGCCUUGGGGAGACAAUAACUGUCACCACAGAGAAGAUGCCGGUGUUGUGUGCUCAGACUCAGGCAUUUCAGAAGUGGCUCAACUCCGACUUGUGAAUGGCCCAAGUCGCUGCGCUGGGAGAGUCGAGGUGCUUCACAACCAGCAGUGGGGAACCGUGUGUGAUGACAGCUGGGAUUUAACUGAGGCCAGCGUCGUGUGCAGGCAGCUGGGCUGUGGGACGGCGUUAUCAGCCUCACACAGGUCUCGGUUUGGACAGGGAACUGACCGUAUCUGGCUGGAUGAGGUAAACUGCACAGGGACAGAAGCUGCCCUCUCCGAAUGCAGGGCUCAGCCUUGGGGAGACAAUAACUGUCACCACAUAGAAGAUGCUGGUGUUGUGUGCUCAGACCCAGGUCCUCUCCAGCUGGUGAACGGCCCCAAUCGCUGCGCUGGGAGAGUCGAGGUGCUUCACAACCAUCAGUGGGGAACCGUGUGUGAUGAUGGCUGGAACCUAACUGAUGCUGGAGUCGUGUGCAGGCAGCUGGGCUGUGGGACGGCGUUAUCAGCCCUAGGGGGGGCUCACUUUGGGAGAGGAUCUGACACCAUCUGGCUGGACGACAUUAACUGUACAGGGACAGAAGCUACCCUCACAGAAUGCAGGGCUCAGCCUUGGGGAAACAAUAACUGUCACCACGGAGAAGAUGCCGGUGUUGUUUGCUCAGACUCAGCCCUUCCACACCUGGCUGAGGUGCGACUGGUGAACAGCCCAAGUCGCUGCGCUGGGAGAGUCGAGGUGCUUCAUAACCAGCAGUGGGGAACCGUGUGUGAUGACAGCUGGGACAUAACCGAUGCCGGAGUCGUGUGCAGGCAGCUGGGCUGUGGCACAGCGUUAUCAGCCCCAGGAGGGGGUCGAUUUGGACAAGGAUCUGGGCCAAUUUGGCUGGAUGAGGUUAACUGCACAGGGACCGAAGCUGCCCUCUCCGAAUGCAGGGCUCCCCCUUGGGGGAACCAUAACUGUGACCACAGAGAAGAUGCCGGUGUUGUGUGCUCAGGCAUUUCAGAAGUAAAUCAGCUCCAACUGGUGAACGGCCCAAAUCGCUGCACUGGGAGGGUCGAGGUGCUUCACAACCAGCAGUGGGGAACCGUGUGUGAUGACAGCUGGGACAUAACUGAUGCUGGAGUCGUGUGCAGGCAGCUGGGCUGCGGGACGGCGUUAUCAGCCCCAGGAGGGGGUCGAUUUGGGCAAGGAACUGACCGUAUCUGGCUGGACGAUGUUCAGUGCAAAGGGACAGAAACUGGCCUUUCCGAAUGCAGGGCUCGGCCUUGGGGAGACAGUAACUGUCACCAUGGAGAAGAUGCUGGUGUUAUUUGCGCAGACUCCGGCAUCUCCGAAGUGACUCAGCUGCGGCUGGUGAAUGGUUCGAGUCGCUGCGCUGGGAGAGUCGAGGUGUUUCAUAACAAGAAGUGGGGAACUGUGUGCAAUGACAGCUGGGACCUACAGGAUGCCACAGUCGUGUGCAGGCAGCUGGGCUGUGGGACGGCGUUAUCAGCCCCUGCCGGAGCUCACUUUGGGCCAGGAUCUGACCAUAUCUGGCUGGAUACUGUCAACUGCACAGGGACAGAAGCUGCCCUCUCCCAGUGCAGGGCUAAGCCUUGGGGAGACAGUAAUUGUACCCAUGAAGAAGAUGCCGGUGUUGUGUGCUCAGACUCAGGCAUUUCAGAGCAGACUUCGCUCCGACUGGUGAACGGCCCGAGUCGCUGCGCUGGGAGGGUCGAGGUGCUUCACAACCAGAAGUGGGGAACCGUGUGUGAUGAUGACUGGGACCUACAGGAUGCCGGAGUUGUGUGCAGGCAGCUGGGCUGUGGGACGGCGUUAUCAGCCCCAGGCGCGGCUCACUUUGGGCGAGGAUCUGACCCCAUCUGGCUGGAUGACGUUCACUGCACAGGGACAGAAGCUGCCCUCUCCGAAUGCAGGGCUCGGCCUUGGGGAGAGUAUAACUGUCACCACGGAGAAGAUGCCGGUGUUGUGUGCUCAGACUCAGGCAUUUCAGAGCAGCCUCAGCUUCGACUGGUGAACGGCCCGAGUCGCUGCGCUGGGAGAGUCGAGGUGCUUCACAACCAGCUGUGGGGAACCGUGUGUGAUGACAACUGGGAUUUAACUGAGGCCAGAGUUGUGUGCAGGCAGCUGGGCUGUGGGACGGCGUUAUCAGCCCCUGGGGGGGCUCGAUUUGGACGAGGCUCUGAUCCCAUCUGGCUGGAUACCGUUCACUGCACAGGGACAGAAACUGCCCUCUCCAAUUGCAGGGCUCGGCCUUGGGGAAUCCAUAACUGUAACCACGGAGAAGAUGCCGGUGUUGUGUGCUCAGACUCAGCCAUUCCAGAGCAGGCUCCAAUCCGACUGGCUAAUGGUUCUAGUCUCUGCGCUGGGAGAGUCGAGGUGUUUCACAACCAGCAGUGGGGAACCGUGUGUGAUGACAGCUGGGACAUAACUGAUGCUGGAGUCGUGUGCAGGCAGCUGGGCUGUGGGACGGCGUUAUCAGCCCCUGGGAGAGCUCAGUUUGGGCGAGGAUCUGACCAUAUCUGGCUGGAUGAUGUUCACUGCACAGGGACAGAAGCUGCCCUCUCCCAAUGCAGGGCUAGGCCUUGGGGAGACAAUAACUGUCACCAUGGAGAAGAUGCUGGUGUCGAGUGCUCAGGCUCAGUCAGUCUGGGCUUUGCUCCACUCGGAUUGGUGAAUGGCCCAAAUCCCUGCGCUGGGAGAGUCGAGGUGCUUCACAAUCAGCCGUGGGGAACCGUGUGUGAUGGCAACUGGCAGUUACCUGAUGCUGCCGUCAUGUGGAGGCAGCUGAUCUGUGGGACGGCGUUAUCAGCCCUAGGCAGGGCUUGUUCUGGGCGAGGGUAUGAUCCCAUCUGGCGGGACGAUGUUCACUGCAGAGGAUCAGAAGUUUCCUGCAGUGAAUGCCUGGCUAAGCCUUGGGGAAACCAUAACUUUCACCACAGAAAAGAUGCCGGUGUUAUGUGCUCAGGCAUCUCAGAAGUGCCUUUGCUCCAGCUAGUGAAUGGCCACAAUCGCUGGGCUGGGAGAGUCGAGGUGUUUCAUAACCAGCAGUGGAGAACUGGGUGUGAUGGCAGCUGGGACUUACGUGAUGCUGGAGUUGUGUUGGGCAGUGGGACACCGUUAUCAGCGCCACAUGGGGCUCAGUUUGGACAUGGAUCUAACUGUCCCUGGGUGGAUGAUGUUAAUUGCACAGGGACAGAAGUUGCCGUCUCCGAAUGCAGGGCUAGGUCUUGGGGAGACCAUAACUUCAAUUAUGCAGAAGAUUCCAGUGUUGUGUGCUCAGGUAACUCUCGCUUUCCCUUGCACUGUUGA